Messenger RNA from Menidia menidia (Atlantic silverside), 333 nucleotides. Lineage: Eukaryota; Metazoa; Chordata; Actinopteri; Atheriniformes; Atherinopsidae. The record is from the annotation of a GenBank genome assembly.
AUGGUUCUUUUAACAGCCAUAUUGGAUCAAAAGGCCAAAAUCCAGAUGCGUGGAUUUGUGUAUGAUGGAGGGAUAGAUGGCCACAGUCGCUGGACUGAAUACAUAAGAUGUAGCCCACCCCAUGUUAGAGUGAUGCCCGCGGCCUUAAUAGUCCUGGUGCCAGAUGGGGAGUGCAGAGCCACACACAAUCUUCACACAGUAAACAGAUCUGUGGAGUUACACACACCAUGGAAAGUAGCUCAGCACUGUAACUGUGGACACAUGCUCCAAUUUCCUCAGAAUAAAAGACCACCUCAUCAUGAAUAUACGAAACACCUUUAUUAUCACCAGCAA